This is a messenger RNA of Chara braunii, 3562 nucleotides long. The record is from the annotation of a GenBank genome assembly. Lineage: Eukaryota; Viridiplantae; Streptophyta; Charophyceae; Charales; Characeae.
GCAGGGGGUGGAGCGGCCUCUGGUGAAUGCGUCAGCUAAGUGAGUUGAUACGUUCGGCAGCCACGUGGUACACAUUCGGUCGCCACGUGGUACACAUUCGGCAGCCACGUGGUACGCAUUCGGCAGCCACGUGGUACACAUUCGGCAGCCACGUGGAUCUGUGCUGUGCGAAGGCGUUGCGGACCAGAGCAGGGUGUGGCGCCAGGUGUCCGCCAGUGGUUGGGUCCCGCGAGGUCUGUUCAACGAUGAGAGGGUUUGGACGAAGCGCUGGUUAUAAUCGAGGGGGUGGAGGAGGAGGGGGAAGAGGAGGGGGCGGAAGAGGAGGAGGAGGAAGAGGUCGAGGCAGAGGAGGUGGAGGGAGAGGAGGCGGAGAUGGGGGUGGGGGUGGGGGUCAACAGAGGUGGUGGGAUCCUGAGUGGAGGAAGGCAAAGCUCGCGCAAAUUUCAAAGCAGAAAGGGCCGAUGCUGGAGGUGGAUGAAGAUAAAGUCUGGCAGCUAUUUCAGGAGCUCAAGGCGUCAAAUAAACAAGAGUUCAUACUGAGGGGAAACUAUGGUCGCGAGGGUUGUGAAUUGUUGCAGAGCCUUGCUGAGGAGGCUGGGCUGCAUUGCCGGGAUUACGGCAAAGGUGAAGCUGUGGUGGUCAGCAAGGUCCCUCUCCCAAAUUAUCGUGCAGACCUGGAUUCUCGUCAUGGCCGCACAGAGCGAGAGAUCACAAUGUCAGCAGCGACAGAGGACCGGGUCGAGCGAGCUCUGGAGCACGCGCGGCGAUCGGACACGGGUUCCUCGGCUGCCAAGAGUGUAAUGACCUCGGGGCCAGAACAUCCUAGACAGAACCUUGAUGCAAGCAAAGUAAAGGUACCAAGUUCUGCAUGGGACGAUGGUGAUUGGGAUUCUAAUGAGGCACCUCAGCAGGUUCCGAAGGUCUCUGCACAGGGACCGGUGGCCGCAGACACCAUAGGCCGGAAAACACCAGCUUGGGGAAAAGCCCAGUCCACUGAUACCGCUCUGAAUGAGAAGGCGAGGCAGGAUGGUGAAAUGUUAAAGACAAAGCAAGCCAGGCAGCAGGCCUCUCCAGCUGUGCAAGCCAUGCUUGCCUUUAGAAGAAAACUGCCGGCUUUUCAGAAGAAGCAGGAGCUGCUGGAUGCUGUGCGAAACAAUCAGGUUUUGGUUGUUUCUGGUGAGACUGGUUGUGGUAAAACAACUCAGCUUCCUCAGGUGGGAUACCAAAUUCGGCUGGAGUCGGAAAGAAGUGCCAACACUCGACUUUUGUUUUGCACCACUGGAGUUCUGCUACGGCGGCUUGUCACAGAACCUACCUUGACAGGGAUUACACAUGUUAUGGUUGAUGAAAUUCAUGAAAGAGGAAUGAAUGAAGAUUUUCUUCUAAUUAUCCUGAGGGACCUUCUUCCCAAGAGACCGGAUUUACGAUUGAUCUUGAUGAGUGCAACCAUUAAUGCUGAGCUGUUUUCUGCUUACUUCGGUGGUGCCCCAAUGGCACACAUUCCUGGUUACACUUUCCCCGUGAAAGAGUUGUUUCUUGAAGAGUUACUUGAGAAAACAGGGCACACGAUUGUAGAUCAAUCUUCUGGUGGGUUUGGUGGAGGUGGGGGAGGAGGAAGACGAAGGCGGAGGAUGCCCGACAGCAAGAAAGAUCCAAUUACUGAGCUGUGGGAGACCGUAGACUUGGAUAGAACAUUUGCAUCGUAUAGCAUGCGUACACGGAGGUCACUCGAGGAAUGGAAGCCAGAUCAGAUUGACUUAGACCUAGUGGAGGCAACUCUUGUUCACAUCUGCCAAAAAGAAGAGGAUGGAGCUGUUCUUGUAUUCUUGACUGGAUGGGAUGAAAUUUCUAAAAUGCUGGAGAAGUGCAAGGUGCAUCCGAUUCUGGGAAAUAUGGAUCGAAUCCGAAUCCUGCCACUGCACGGCUCUCUGCCGACUAUUAACCAGAGAGAGAUCUUUCAGCGACCGCCUGAGGGUGUGAGGAAGAUCGUGCUUUCAACAAACAUUGCAGAGACGAGUAUCACGAUUGAUGAUGUGGUGUUUGUCAUAGAUUGUGGAAAGUCCAAGGAGACGAGUUACGAUGCGGUGAACAAGUUGGCAUGCCUUACACCUUCUUGGAUCUCCAAAGCUUCUUCUCAUCAGAGACGAGGCCGUGCGGGUCGAGUUCAGCCGGGUGUUUGCUAUCACGUCUACCCCAAAGUUCUUUAUGAUGCAAUGCAAGACUAUCAGCUUCCAGAACUGCUGAGAACGCCUCUAGAAGAACUAUGCUUGCAAAUCAAGAGCCUGGGGCUAGGGAGCAUCGCCAAGUUCCUCAGCAGAGCAAUGCAGCCGCCAGAAGCGCUCGCAGUGAAGAACGCAAUUGAGCUACUUGUGACAAUUGGCGCUCUGGACUCGGCUGAAGAGCUUACAUCUCUAGGCCGCCAUCUUGCUGCUCUCCCAGUGGACCCUAGGAUAGGGAAGCUUCUUCUCAUGGGCGUGAUCUUUUCCUGCCUUUCCCCUGUUCUGACGAUUGCUGCUGGCCUGGCGUACAAAGACCCAUUUGUUCUUCCAAUGACUAAACGAGAGGAGGCAGAUGAAGCUAAAGCAAGCUUUGCCGGCGACUCCCAGAGUGAUCACUUUGCCUUGCUUUGCGCUUAUGAUGAAUGGCAAAAGGUACGGAGAGAUGGUAAGAACGUGGCACAGACCUUUUGCUGGCAGAACUUCCUCUCAAUGCCGACGCUUCAGAUGAUGGAAGAUAUGCGGCAGCAGUUUGUGGAUCUCCUUUCGCAGUUUGGUUUCAUGGACAAGUCCGCCGGUGUAGCGUCAUACAACCGCUAUGGAAAUGAUAUGGAGUUGAUAAGGGCAGUGAUCUGCGCCGGCAUGUACCCUAAUGUUGUCCGCGUGGAGAAAAAGGGCAGGCAAACAUUAUUACACACAAGAGAGGACGGGCGUGUGAAGCUUCAUCCAACUUCUGUGAUUUCUAUGGACAGUCUCAGCAGGAACUCAUGGCUGGUUUAUCAUGAAAAGGUCAAAACUACGGAUAUAUUCAUUAGAGAUGCUUCAGCUGUGGGUGACUACGCGCUCUUGAUGUUCGGAGGGGAGAUGUCAACAAGCCCCAGUGGAGCAGGAUUCUCUAUGCUGAAAGGGUAUCUGCAUUUCUCAACGGCACCUCGAUCUACGCAAUUAGUAAAGGAAUUGCGGGCCCAGCUGUACCGGCUACUGGAACGGAAGAUUCAAGAUCCUCGCAUGGACAUGCAAGUGGAAGGAGGGGGCGUUGUAACGGCUGUACGGGAGCUUCUUCAUGGUGAGCAGCAGUCUCAAGCAUAUGGAGGAAGUGGAUAUGGAGGGAGCGGAGGUGGAUAUGGUGGUGGGCGUGGGCGUGGCAGACGGUGGUAAUAUUGCUGGUAGGUAGGAUUAGUGAAGUGUUCAAAAAGUCAACAUCUAUAGGAUGUAGGAUUAGUUAAGCGUAGCUCAAGUUGCCAUCGGUAGAAUAUAUAAACAGUGAGAGGAAACAGACUUGUCAGGGCAGCCUCUCCCCUGCUGUAGCUUUCUGUACGGGUAUGGAAUGAAUGGGCUACUUCUCC